AUGAGUUUCCACUACUUGCAAUGCGCGGUGAAGGAAACCCUCCGACUUCACCCGCCAGAUCCGCUGCUCAUCCUGCACGAGUCGAUGGAAGGCUGCAGCGUUGGAGAAUAUUUCAUUCCGCCAAAGACGAGGCUUUUUGUGAAUUUGUGGGCGAUUGGAAGGGACGAAAGCCUUUGGGAAGAUGCUCAUCAGUUUAAUCCCGAGCGGUUCAUAGGCAUUAAUAAGGAUGUGAGAGGUUACGACUUCGAUUUUACGCCCUUUGGAGCAGGAAGGAGAGGAUGCCCUGGGAUUAGCAUGGGUCUUUCUAUUUGUGAGUUCGCACUCGCUCAGCUGGUUCACUACUUUGACUGGACUGUGGAGGGCGAGGUUGAUAUGGCGGAAGAGUUUGGAAUAACUGUUACCAGAAAACAUCCGCUGUUUGCCUGCCCUAAAUGGAGGCUCACUAGUGAAUAUCCUAGUUAA
This is a messenger RNA of Cryptomeria japonica (Japanese cedar), 462 nucleotides long. Its product is annotated as cytochrome P450 71AU50-like. Gene Ontology annotation, molecular function: monooxygenase activity; heme binding; oxidoreductase activity, acting on paired donors, with incorporation or reduction of molecular oxygen. The record is from RefSeq and is a predicted model, not a curated record. Bases 1 to 462 code for a protein of 153 amino acids. The transcript has a single exon. Lineage: Eukaryota; Viridiplantae; Streptophyta; Pinopsida; Cupressales; Cupressaceae.